Bipolaris zeicola 26-R-13 is the source of this 2169-nucleotide messenger RNA. RefSeq lists its product as uncharacterized. The record is from RefSeq and is a predicted model, not a curated record. NCBI's taxonomy places the organism in Eukaryota, Fungi, Ascomycota, Dothideomycetes, Pleosporales, Pleosporaceae. Gene Ontology annotation, cellular component: microtubule; membrane; cytoplasm. Gene Ontology annotation, molecular function: GTP binding; microtubule binding; GTPase activity. The transcript has 2 exons. Bases 1 to 2169 code for a protein of 722 amino acids.
AUGGUUAUCAGGUCGUUCGACACCAGUGUCGUCCAUGAACUGUGCUCAAAAGAUCAACUAGAUCUACUCGACUCUAUAGAUCAUCUACGCUCUCAGGGAAUCGACCAUUAUGUCUCUCUACCCCAGAUCAUCGUUUGCGGCGAUCAGUCUUCCGGCAAAAGCUCUGUCCUUGAAGCUAUCUCCGGUGUCUCUUUUCCAGUCAAGAGCAACUUAUGCACUCGCUUUCCAACCGAAUUAGUCUUACGAAAGACAUCUAAGAUUGGCGUCAGCGUCUCCAUCGUUCCAGACCGCUCGCGUAGCAAAGUAGAACGUGUAUCCCUUAGCAACUUUCGCGAGACGCUCGACAGCUUCGCUGCACUCCCAGAAUUGAUUGAAAAUGCCAAAACAGCCAUGGCCAUUGGUAGCCUUGGUCGAGCUUUUUCAAAAGAUCUCUUGCGGGUUGAAGUAUCCGGUCCCGAUCGGCCGCAUCUUACGAUCGUAGACUUGCCAGGCCUUAUCCAUUCGGAGACAAAGCAGCAAUCCGCCGCUGAUAUCGAGCUCGUACAAGAUGUUGUCAAGUCAUACAUGGAAGAGCCCAGGAGCAUUAUCCUCGCGGUUGUAUCUGCAAAGAACGAUUAUGCCAACCAGAUUGUGUUGAAGCUUGCCCGAACUGCCGACAGAACUGGAACCCGCACGCUUGGUGUGAUCACCAAGCCUGACACCCUGAUCCCAGGAUCUGAUAGCGAAACCAUGUAUAUCUCGCUCGCUAAGAAUCUUGAUGUAGAAUUCCGUUUUGGAUGGCACAUUCUCAAGAACAUGGAUUCAGAAACUGGAUCCGAGGUACUUUCAAAUCGUGACGAAGAGGAAAGUCAUUUCUUUUCCAAAGGCAUAUGGCCCACGCUGCCCAAAACUAUCCUUGGUAUCGUGCCAUUGAGAGAGCGACUGAGCAAACUUCUUCUUGUCCAGAUCGCAGCGGAACUCCCCAGUCUUGUGGAGGAGAUUGAACUCAAGUCUGCCGCUUGUCGCGCUGGACUCGAAAAGCUAGGCCAGCCUCGGGCUAGUAUCGAAGAACAACGCCGAUAUCUAGUCACUCUCAGUCAAGCAUGCCAGGCCCUCACUAAAGCUGCCAUCGACGGGACCUACAACGAUGACUUUUUUGGCGACGCGAAGACUGAUGCUGGCUACCAGAAACGCGUCCGUGCCGUCGUGCAGAACCUCAAUCAGUCUUUUUCGGAGACAAUGGCCCGCAAGGGACACCGCUUUGUAAUCACUGACUCUUCUGAUACAAGUAUUCUACAAAUUGAUAGACCGAAGGAAAAUGUUCUUAGCCGGCCCGAGUUCCUCAAGCGUAUCGAUUCCCUCAUGAACCGUACCCGUGGCCGCGAACUCCCCGGGACCUUCAACCCCAUGGUAGUAUCGGACCUCUUCUUCGAGCAGUCAUCGCUGUGGGAAGAGCUUGCUAGAGCUCACAUUGUACAAGUCGUAAGUGCGGUGAGGACAUUCCUCCGAUACCUCAUCUCCCACGUUUCGGAUACGUCUACAUGUGGUGCAUUAUUUCAAAUCCUAGUCGAACCUGAACUCGAUAAGAUUUCGAAAGAUGUGAAAAGCAAGACGGCAGAACUGCUUGCUUCACAUCAGCGCGGGCACCCAAUCACCUACAAUCCCUACUUUAGAGAGACAGUGCAACAAGUCCGAAAGGAAAGAACUACUGCAGAACUCACACGCAUCAUUCAAGAUGUCUUCGACAUAGGCUCACUUCACCUGUCUGGGAAAUCCCGAUAUGUAGAAAUGGAUUACCGGCCGUUACUAGAUGCGCUUGUAGUGCACAGAAACCCUGAUUUGGAUCAGUAUGCUUGCUCCGAGGCGCUCGACUGCAUGCAAGCCUACUAUAAAGUCGCCUUUGAACGCUUCGUAGACGACGUUGCUGUUGAAGCUGUCGAAAAAGAUAUCAUCGCUAGACUUAGCGAUAUCGUUUCGCCGAUCAGAGUUACUUCUCUUGCCUCUAGUGUGGUAACAGAUAUCGCAGGCGAGUCCAAGGCGAGCCGAGCAAAGCGCAGCCAGUUGGAAACACAAUUGAACGUGCUGGUUCAGGGAUUGGAUACAUGUGAAAAAUUCAUGGUGAAAACGCUACAAGGUAAGAAUCAAACCAUGUUGUCAGCGGAGUUCUUUUGUAAAGUAAGCAUAAGCUAA